AUGACGUGGCUGUUUACAGGAGAACGUCCUCACGCUUGCGCCCAGUGCGACAAAGCGUUCUCCACGUCCAGCGCGCUGAACACCCACAAGCGCAUACAUAGCGGCGAGCGGCCACACGCAUGUCCAAUUUGCGGCAAAACGUUUACGGCCAGUUCGAACCUGUACUACCACAGAAUGACACAUUCCAAAGUAAAACCACACAAGUGUAAUGCGUGCGACAAGUCUUACCCAACACCAGGCAACUUGCGCGCCCAUAUGUCAUCACACUCUGGCGAAUGGACAUACCAUUGCAAAACAUGUGGCAGAGGUUUUGGAAAAAAGAUCAACGUGGAAAGACACGCCAAGACAUGUCACAGAUAA
Acyrthosiphon pisum (pea aphid) is the source of this 360-nucleotide messenger RNA. RefSeq names its product zinc finger protein 525-like. Gene Ontology annotation, cellular component: PcG protein complex; chromatin; transcription regulator complex. The coding region runs from base 1 to 360 and encodes 119 amino acids. The record is from RefSeq and is a predicted model, not a curated record. Gene Ontology annotation, molecular function: DNA-binding transcription factor activity, RNA polymerase II-specific; RNA polymerase II cis-regulatory region sequence-specific DNA binding. Gene Ontology annotation, biological process: regulation of transcription by RNA polymerase II. Lineage: Eukaryota; Metazoa; Arthropoda; Insecta; Hemiptera; Aphididae. The transcript is spliced from 2 exons.